Messenger RNA from Cylicocyclus nassatus, 642 nucleotides. The record is from the annotation of a GenBank genome assembly. Lineage: Eukaryota; Metazoa; Nematoda; Chromadorea; Rhabditida; Strongylidae.
GUUUCAGACUCAGAAAAGCCGUGGUCAACUUUUGUCAAGAUGCUAAUCAUAAUCGCGGCAUUAAUAGCGCAACAUAUAUCUCAAACUCAAGGAGAAUGCUAUAACAAAACCAUUGAAGACAACGUGACAGAGUUUCAUAAUGAGUUGAGAUGGGAUUUAGCUACCAAAAAUAUGAGCGCUAAAUACGGAGACAUACCAGGCUCAAAAAGUUUGUUCAAAUUGAAAUAUGACUGCGCUUUGGCUGCUCUUGCCGGAGCUCUUAUACCCAAAGAUUGCAGUAAACAAGCUCGUGACCUCUCUCCAUUGGGAGUGAGCAGUAAUUUCAGAAAGUUCCGUACCAUCAAAGAAAUUAAAGGGGAUGAUAUAAUCGAAUAUUAUAACGUAACCGUUGAAGAAUGGGCUACGAAGAAUAUCGUUCCGCUCGAUUCUGAUGUGGUCUACAAGGAUAGAAGCAUGGAAGCUUUUGCUAAUAGAUACGAUAUGACCUUAGAGGCAGAAGCGCAAGCGGUUGCUGACACUUGCCAGGACAUCGAAUCCGGGGUGGCAACAACUUCUGGUCAAAAUGCUUACGUUAUGUCAACUGUAACAUUACCGCUAUAUGAUGUGCUUGUGGAGACGCAAAAAGGUGGUGGUCACAAAUAA